Linum tenue is the source of this 3889-nucleotide messenger RNA. The record is from the annotation of a GenBank genome assembly. Lineage: Eukaryota; Viridiplantae; Streptophyta; Magnoliopsida; Malpighiales; Linaceae.
AGCCCAACAUAUCCACGGGCCAUUACUGUGGACUUGGGCCGAGCGAAACACCAUCUUCGUCACAAUUUUGAUCCAAUACCGUUACUUCUUUCUCCGGUUGUUAAACCCUUGCCGGUAAAAUUGCCGCCCUCACUUCCGCGAAAAACCCCUGCCGCCACCGCGCAAAAUGCGGAACCUCCUUUCCUCCGCCGCCGUAUCAAUCCACCGGGACGGCAGCCGGCGCCGUCUCCUCAUCCCCACCGCUCAAUUCAUCCUUCUCGUUUUCCAUCGCAGCUACAAGGCGCCGAGGCAGCCGACUCCUCCGGCGCCGCCGAAACCCCCGAAGCCGCCGCAGAAGCCCCAAACCUUUACCUUCCACGACGCCACGUGGGACGACCCGUACAGCUGGAUGUCGAAGCUGAGCGACGCCGUGGCGCGGCGGCACAUGGACGUGCUGAUGGAGCAAGAGGAGAAGUACACGGAGGCCGUCAUGUCCGGCACCGAGAAGCUUCAGAGCAAGCUCCAGACUGAAAUGGCUUCCCGGAUGCAAUUCGACCUCUCUACCCCUCCCGUUCGUUGGGGUCCCUGGUUGUAUUACCGGAGAGUGGAAGAAGGGAAGCAAUACUCGGUGCUGUGCCGGAGACUGGCGAGCUUGAAUGAGGAAUUCAUUUCGAAUAAGUCUCCGUUUUCGGGGUUUGAUUUUACUUCUGGGAAGAGGAUUGAGCAGAAGCUUGUUGAUUACAAUCAGGAAGCUGAGAGGUUUGGAGGGUAUGCUUACGAAGAGCUAUCGGAGGUCUCUCCAGACCAUAAGUUUCUUGCAUACACAAUGUAUGACAAGGAUAAUGACUACUUCAAGUUAUGUGUGAGGAAUCUGAACUCUGGUGCCUUGUGUAGCAAGCCUCAGGCCGAUCGAGUUUGUAACUUGGCAUGGGCUAAAGGCGGGCGGGCGUUGCUUUAUGUUGUUACUGAUCAACAUAAGAAGCCUUGCAGGUUAUACUAUAGCGUGAUUGGAUCAACCGAUGAAGAUGUUUUGCUUCUCGAUGAACCACAAGAGAAUGUUCAUAUGACCAUCAGGCACACCAAAGAUUUCCGGUUUGUGUCUGUGAAUGUCUUCUCCAUGACGUCUUCAAAGGUCUUUCUGAUUAAUGCAGCCGAUCCCCUGUCUGGCAUGACUUUAGUUUGGGAGUGCGGUGCUCCAGUUCAUUGCAUAGUUGAACAUCACCGAGGUUACCUCUAUUUAUUUACUGAUGCUGCCAAAGAAGGCCGAUUGGUUGAUCAUUAUUAUCUUCUCCAUAGUCCUGUUGAUGCUUCUUCUGGUCCUAGAGUGUGGGAGGUUGGCAUAAUCAUCAGUUUUCAGUUGGUUUUCUCUUGCUUGUGUCAGAAUGUGUUCCAUGACGAUCAAGAUUUGAUAAUUGAGGAUGUUGAUUUCUGUGAUACACACAUGGUGCUCAUUGUAAGGGAAGGUUGGAACUAUAAACUCUGUGCACUCCCUUUACCCUUGUCUUCUAGGAAGAGUGGAGCAGUAUAUCUGAAGGAGCUUAAUCCCGCAUUUCUUCCUCUUCCGAUAUAUGUUUCUCAAAUUUCGCCAGGAACUAACUAUGACUUCUAUUCAUCAUCCAUGCGCUUCACAAUAUCAUCACCUGUGAUGCCCGAUGCUGUAGUUGAUUAUGACCUGUCAAAUGGCAAGUGGAAUAUUGUCCAACAACAGAACAUGCUUCACGAAAGAACAAGAAUUCUAUAUGGGACUUCCUCUUCUGCUAGUAGCACUGGAAUAUUUUCUGACAGUCUGAAUUCUAGCUCAUCGCAUGGAGUCAAAUCUGAAGAUGAUAUAUGGAAUGACCUUUCUGAAUUUUAUGCCUGUGAACGCCAUUUUGUCUCUUCACACAAUGAAGUUAUGGUUCCUUUAACAGUUGUCUAUUCUCGCAUGAUUGAAAACACAAAACGAAACCCUGGGUUGCUUCAUGGACAUGGAGCCUAUGGCGAGUUGCUUGACAAAAGGUGGCGCAGUGAGCUUAAAAGCCUUCUUGACCGUGGUUGGGUCCUUGCAUAUGCUGAUGUCAGAGGAGGAGGUGGUCAGGGUAAGGCAUGGCAUCAUGCCGGUAGAAGCACAAAGAAGCUCAACUCUGUAAAAGAUUAUAUCUCAUGUGCCAAGUUCUUGAUUGAGAAAGAGAUUGUAGGAGAAGACAAGCUUGCUGGUUGGGGUUCUAGUGCCGGGGGACUCUUGGUUGCUGCUGCCAUAAACCAUCAACCUGAUUUGUUUCGUGCUGCAGUUUUGAAGGCAAGAAGUUUGAUCUUAUGUAUCGAUAUUCACUUGUGUUUCUUUUCUGUGUUCAUCUGGCUUCAUAUUCCUGUUUGGUUUCAGGUCCCAUUUCUAGAUGCAACCAGUACUCUUCUCUACCCCAUUAUACCCCUAACGGCAGCUGACUAUGAAGAGUUUGGGUACCCUGGGGACAAAGAUGACUUUCACGCCAUACGUGAAUACUCUCCAUACGACAACAUUCAAAAUGAUGCCGUUUAUCCUGCAGUACUCAUUACUUCAUCCUACAAUACACGAUUCGGGGUAUGGGAAGCAGCAAAAUGGGCUACGAGGGUUCGACAGCAGACUAUUUAUGAUCCAAACCGCCCUGUGCUGCUCCAUUUCUCAGCAGAUAUUGUAGAGGAGAACAGAUACAUGCAAUGCAAGGAGGCAGCUCUGGAAACUGCAUUUCUCUUGAAGAUGAUGGAUUCAUGAGCUUGGAUAAUGACAAGUAACCACUCUAGAUUACGUGGUGCCCUGCCGGCUAGCAUCAUAACAGGAUAGUGAAUGAAGUAGGGGACAUAGAGUUUUUAGUUGUUCAUUGUUAAUCGAGAUAACUUGCUGAUGUAACUCUGCAGGAUAUGGUACAUUGUUGUGACAGUUUCAGUGCUUUGGUUCAGCUCACACUAGUUCAAUUCUUGGCAUGGCUACUUCAGCCUUUCUACUUUCAAGACCAAGCUUUACAAAUCCAGCAGUAAAACAUGACAUUCUUCAUAAUGUCUUUGAUCUCCAGCAGGGUCUCGACGGGCAUUACAAAAGGAACAUACUAAUUCAACACCACAACAUCUGGUCGCUAAUUCUCCUUGGAUAUAGUGACCUUAUACGUUUGGUCGCCAUCCUUGCUACCAACAAGCUCGAAGUAACAAACACUCCCAGCUUUAAUGGAGUUUUCCUUCCCAAAGACUCUGAAACCCCCAUUCAGCUGCACAGCCUUCGGCUCUCCUUUCAUUUUGUUAGCAUUCACCUUCCAGCAAUCAUCUCCAACCUGAAGCUUAACCUGCUGGCUUCUCUUCAAGUACUUGUCUGCAAACCUCCUCGGCACAUUCUCAUGUUGCUUUUGAGCAAGUGAGAAUCUGUGAUAACAACUCGGAAGAAAGGAUACUUAGAGGUGAACUUGCUGCUGCUGCUGCUUUUUCCUGUGGUGGUGGUGGUGGUGGUGGUGAUCCCUUUGUUGCUGACAGGAUACUCGAUCUCCGAACCAUUCGUGCCAUCGAAGAUCGCGACGGAGAAUCGAGAACCGCCCUCGUACUGGAAAAUCAGGAAGUGGCCAUGUUUCAGGGAGUAGUGUGUUACAAAUUCCUCCCAUGUCUCGUUGACCAAGAAGAUGUUCUUGGUCCCGCCAUUGCCAGCAUUUCGGGUCCGGGCUUUGGACAUCUGGAUCUGCCAUGUCAUGCCUCCGGGGACCUCGAUCGAAACAGGGCUAGACAAGGUUCCUCCAUGUUCCCCCACAAACUUCUCAGGCAGCAUCAGCUUCUUGUCUCUGAGAGUUUCUUCAACAAUGACCUUGAAGAAAUGGGGCCUCUUGGGAUCAAACCCAUCUCCAAUGUCGCUCCUCUUGCUCAUGGUUUUUGCCUCUUCAAGUUGUGAGAACUGAGGAGUGACAGAGAAGUUGAG